Messenger RNA from Parasteatoda tepidariorum (common house spider), 600 nucleotides. Lineage: Eukaryota; Metazoa; Arthropoda; Arachnida; Araneae; Theridiidae. The record is from RefSeq and is a predicted model, not a curated record.
AUGCCAGACCAGACAGUAAAUACAGUGUCUGAGAAUUUCUUUUCUGGGUGGAUAGCUCGCUUCGGAGUACCAGAUGUAAUAGUGUCCGAUCAAGGCACACAGUUCGAAGGCAAUCAGUUCCAAGAAUUGGCUCGAUUUCUUGAGUGCGAAAAGAGACGGACAACAGCAUACGAUCCCGCAAAAAAACGGAAUCGUAGAGCGAUUUCACCGGCAACUCAAGAACGUUUGAAGCCUGAUAUCGGCGUUUCAGUAGCAGAGUUUGCUUACGGCUGUUCUUUAAGACUGCCUGGAGAAUUUUUUAGACGUCAUACAACUGAUUUACCACAGUAUCAUGAUUUCCUAAAGGUUUUACGGGAUUAUAUGAACAGAUUGCGUCCUGCUCCAACAUCUCGCCACUGCCACAAAGACAUUUUUGUGCAUAAGGAUUUAUUAUCGACAAGUCAUGUUUUUGUUAGACAAGACUGCGUGCACAAGCCCUUACAGCAACCAUACGAUGGACCUUAUGAAACUGGAGGGGGAGUACCUGUGGCGUUGCGGUCUGAAAUGCGAAGUCCGAACUACGAAUCUCUAACGUUGGACUACGUAGCUUGCAGUCGGUAA